Molecule: messenger RNA, 1748 nt
Organism: Zingiber officinale
Lineage: Eukaryota; Viridiplantae; Streptophyta; Magnoliopsida; Zingiberales; Zingiberaceae
Product: mitogen-activated protein kinase kinase kinase 17-like
Exons: 1
Coding region: 387-1640 (417 amino acids)
Biological process (GO): protein phosphorylation
Molecular function (GO): protein kinase activity; ATP binding
Source: RefSeq, a predicted model, not a curated record
UGCCUCCUCCGCCUCCUUGGUUGUUGAGGUUGGCGGAUGCCUAAUUAUAUGCCCAAUCCUGCUUGCUUCGUUGGACCAUGGCCGCCCACGUCCACCCAAUCCCUCCACUGAGUAGUGAAUUGGACAAGAGAAACCUUUACGUCAUCAAUCCAAACGUGGAUCCUCCUCUGCCCACAUCCUGCCAAAGUGUUUUUGGGCAAUAAUCUUUAUUAAUAAUUUAAUGUUUUCUACAGCUGCCAAGGCCCGCAAGGUGUUCGGCAUUUGGCCAGUGUGCCCGCUGCCAAAAUCAUAAUUCUCAAUGCUUCUUCUUCGCGUUUAUAUAUCCGUCCGUCCGCCUAGCCCCUUGCUUUAAUCGACAAGAUAACAACCUUUUCUUCUAUUGUAAAAUGGGAAUUAGUGGGUGGCGCCGGGGAAAGCUUAUCGGUCGUGGCUCCUCCUCGGCCGUCUACAUCGCUACCCAUCUUUCCACAGGGCAAGUUUUCUCCGUCAAGUCGGCGUUGGCCGCUCACUCAGCCUCGCUGCAGAGGGAGCAGAGCCUACUCUCAUCCCUCGAUUCUCCUUAUUUAGUCGCUUGUCUUGGAUUCGAUAUCAGCUGGGAUUCACCCUCCAGCAGUCUCUACUACAACCUCUUCUUGGAGUACGCAGCAGAGGGAUCACUAUCCGACUAUGUCGCCAAGAAAGGAGGUCGCCUGAAUGACUUGGCCAUUAGGUCAAUCACAUGCGACAUCCUCAGAGGCCUGGCUCACCUGCACUCCAGGGGCAUCCUUCAUUGCGACGUCAAGGGGAGAAACGUCCUAAUUACCUCCGAUGGCCACGCCAUGCUCGCCGACUUGGGCUCCGCCAUUCCGAUUGGCAAACGCGACAGUGACGACGAGCCAUGCUGCAGGUUGCGAGGCACGCCCGUGUUCAUGGCCCCUGAAGUGGCCCGCGGCCAAGGGCAAGGGCCGCCGGCCGAUGUGUGGGCGUUAGGCUGCACCGUCAUAGAGAUGGCCACCGGCCACGCCCCUUGGCCCGACGUCGUCGACCCCCUCGCGGCUGUUCACCGGAUUGCGUUCUCGCAGGAAGUGCCGGAGAUACCGAACUGGCUCUCUUGCGAGGGGAAAGACUUCCUGACCAAGUGUUUGGCGAGGGACCCCAGAGAGCGGUGGACGGCAGAGCAACUUCUCCAGCACGUGUUCGUGAAUUCCUCCUCAUCGAUAGCCAAAUUGGAGGUAUCCCCAAAGAGCACUCUGAACCAGGCGUUCUGGGAGUCUGUGCCGGACGGCGAUGAGGAAGCCGACGAAUGCCCCGCCACCGAUAAACCGUCUGAGAGGAUCGAUCAGCUGAUCUGCAGUAGCAUUCCUGACUGGACGUGGGAUAACAUUUGGGUAACAAUUAGGAGCAACGACGGAGACGAAACCCAACGCACUGGGGCUGAAACAAUCUCUCAUUCUUUCGAUAAUGAUUCGGCAUAUGAGAAGGGGCUGGUUACUAGUCAUUGUAAUUCAUGUAAAAGCGAGAGUAGUUGCAGUUGCCGCGUUGAUUCCGUUUCAGAAAAGCAUAAGCGGGAAAUCCAAAUUGAGAUUUGGUAUUGGCUCUUUUUUCUGGCAAUUAAUCGCCUCGUCUCGUGUCUUGUCUUUAACCGAGCUGCGGUUUGCUGAGAAUAGGCAGCCGGUGACUCGAUGACAAGGAACUGGCAUCGUGUUAGAGCAUCCAUAAUGCUCUGUUAAAGAGGUGUUAUAACAUUUUUUUUAUGUUAAAAAGGUUAU